UUUGAUUUUAGAGAUAUAUAUCCCCAAUGUAGAAUAGGUUUUGAAUGGAAAUUUCCUAAAAUUACAGGCGAUGUGGGUGGCAAGUUAACAAAUCUGUGUAAUAAAUUUAACUUAAAUAAUAGAAAUAAUAAUAGAUCUUCUGAAUUUAUCCAAAGAUGCCAACAUGUUACUUUUUAUUUAAAUCAUAUAAAAAGAGUAGCAAAAGAAUAUAAGAUAAAUCCAUGUUGUAAAUAUUUCUUUUACAAGCUUAAAGGUCUACUUAAUAACUUUCCUUGCAAUUGUGUAGACACAAAAAGCUGUUAUGCAAUCAUGAAAACACUAAGCGAACAGCAAUCCAUUAUGGAGAUUUCUUCAUUAUUUUCACAGUGUAGUGAUUAUCCAAAAGAUCUGAAUGAAAAUAUAUACCAAAUAUUUAAAAAGAUAGAUGAAACAUAUGAUAAUUUAUACGAAUUCAUAAGAUAUCCAAAUCCGGGCUAUUAUAAAUAUGUGAAUUUUAGAAAUGGGAUGAAAUAUUUAGAAAGUCGUCAAUAUAAUUACAAUGACAGUUUCAAAGAUGUACUUAAUUAUUUUAAACAUACUUGUUUAGCAUAUCUAAAUGAAUUAAAUCCUACGGAUUCGAGUGUCCGGUCAUUUUUACAAUACCUCGUUCGAGAUAAAAAUAAAGGAGAAUAUACCUUUGCAGAAAUAAAUGCAAUAAAAGGAAUAGUUAACGUUGCACAAAUGGGUGCAACAAAAGGUAUACAUAAUGUUGCAAAAAUGGAUCGAAUAAAAGGUACAGAUAUCGGUUCUCAAAUAAGUACAGGAAUAAGCCUUUUAUUUUUUUCCAUAUUAAUAAUUAUGUUUAUAUUGUAUAAGUACACACCUUUUGGAUCAUAUCUACAACCAAGAGGAAGGAGGUUAAGGAAGCUAAUGAAAAUAAAAAAUAAAAAACAUAAGAACUUGAUAGAUUCAUAUCAAAAUAUGAACAAUGAAUUAAAUGACAAACAUUAUGAUGUAGGAUAUAGAUCAAUAUGA
Messenger RNA from Plasmodium gonderi, 1014 nucleotides. Its product is annotated as variable surface protein. NCBI's taxonomy places the organism in Eukaryota, Apicomplexa, Aconoidasida, Haemosporida, Plasmodiidae. The transcript is spliced from 2 exons. The record is from RefSeq and is a predicted model, not a curated record. The annotation marks the transcript as partial.